This is a messenger RNA of Symbiodinium sp. CCMP2592, 3837 nucleotides long. The record is from the annotation of a GenBank genome assembly. Lineage: Eukaryota; Dinophyceae; Suessiales; Symbiodiniaceae.
AUGGUCUAUUCGACCUACUAUGCCUUUGCUGCUCUCAAGACCGACGGAACCGUCGUGACUUGGGGCGACGGUGAGUACGGCGGAAAUUCGAGCGAUGUCGCUGCACAACUGACAAACGUGGAAGCUCUGUAUUCAACGGCGAUUGGCUUCGCUGCCAGGAAGCCGGAUGGCACAGUCGUGCUUUGGGGAUACACGCAUUAUCAACAAGACAUGGUCAUAAGCAGCGGCGAGCUAGUAAACGUCAUUGACAUCUUCUCGUCUCAGGGCGGCUUUGCGGCCGUGAGGGCCGACGGCUCGAUUGUGAGCUGGUCUACAUCCUUCGAACCGUUCGUGUUGGGCGCACGUACCACUAUGACCACGUCAAACAGCAUAUCCUCCUCCACAUCGAGAACCAUGAGCGAGACUUCAACGACGAGCAGCACGGCCUCCACCACCUCUUCAGUUUCCUUUUCAACAACAGUGACCAGCACCUCAACGUCAACAACUGUGACCAGCACCUCAACGUCGAGCAACACAGCCUCCUCCACCACCUCAACUUCCUUCUCAUUGACUAUGACCGGCACUUCCACGUCAAGCAGCAUAGCCUCCACCACUACGUCGCGGACAUCCUCCUCCAGCACCAGCAGCAGUAUCUCAUCCUCACGCGUAUCCGCAUCAACGCAGAACGCUGCCACCCUUCCAGGAAGUUUGGAUGCCAUGCUGGCGGUUGUCGAGUCCAACGUUGCGUUUAUGGCCAGCCACGUCCGCAACACUACCAGCUCUUCGCUGGAUUGGGCAGAGGCGACGGCUUUCAGGAUCCACCCCCUCUCGGAGUUCGGCUGGCACAUCUUCGUGGAGGGCCCUCACACCGUCGCUCUGCAAGUGGAGGUCGGCAACGAAGACCUCGUGCUGGUUCUGAGCGCGAUGCAAGGACCGGAACCCAAUCCGUUCUUGUACGAAGGCCUGGAGGCGGUUGUGAGAGGAGUUGGCAGCGGUGAGCACGUGGUGGCUCCUGUGGACGUCACGCUUCACUCCAGCGUCGCCGGCUCUGUAGGCGGCGAUCUCAACGGUUCACUGAUUUACAUCCGCAUGACCGACGUGUCCCCGCAGCAAACCUGGGUGUGUGCUUACCUCGACGGUGAUGAAUGGUCUACUCAGGGUGUGAGGAUCGCUUCCCAGGAAGAGCUGGCGGCCUUGCAGUCGUCGGCGAACACCACGGGCACCUGGUGUGUCACCAACCACCUCACUAUGUUCUCCAUCAUUGAUAUUCUUCUCGAUUGCACGAACUUGAACGUCCUGUCCGAGGAGCUCUUGCGAAACAUCGUGGAGAGGCCGAAUUGGUGGAAUCGAUGGCCGGCGGCAUCUUUGUGGGCCCUCUUGGGUGCCUUGUUGCUGCUGUUGGGCCUCGGUGCAAGACAAGAUGGACAGAUACGCAAGUCAGGCAUCUGGCGGGACGAGUACUUCCUCACGGAUGUGCCUCCCGUUGCGGAUCCCUCGCGGUGGUGUCGGCUCUGCCGCGUGUUGUGCCAUCCCUCUGCACCCCGCGUUACGCAGACCACAGCGCCGACUCCGACUGAUGCUGCGGCGGCGAAGCAACAGACGCUGAACGAGCGUGUCAUGAAGCUGAAGCCGGGCACGCCACAGAAGCUCCAGGAAAACAUCAUGUGCGAGAACACCCUCGCCGAAGCAGCAAGACACACGGGCUUGCACCGAACAUCUAUCCGUGCACACAUCUGGGGCCUGCAGGGAUGGAUCCAGGGAAGCCUGGCCGUGCAGCAGUCUCCACAACUCAAGGAGCUGGUGAUGGAAAUGGAAGAGAGCUUGCCGCAUGAUUUCGUUGCGGUGCAUGCUUCCUGGAGCCAUCGAUUCCGGUCCACUUUCCUGGCACUUCACCCGGUCUAUGAGAUUUUGCUGGUCGACCUCCACACCACUGCGGCCAAGCGGGCCAAGAUCACAAUGGACUGUCUUUUCGGGUCCUUGGCCUUUGCGGCCGUUUUCUUCUCAGUUGACGGUUCGGCGGUUGCGGCCCGAAAUGCAGCGGCCUGCCCCGUGCAGCAGAACUCGCUAGUGUGGAUCGUCUCCAUUUCCCUGGUCUCCGUGCUCUUGAACUUCCUUCCGCGGCACUUGGUUUCUCUUCUGGCAGCGCGGAACUUCGUGCAGGCACUGCAAGACCGGGAGCAGCAGCUGAGAAUGCGAUGGUACAAGGACUGCUUGUUCUGGUUCAUCGGCAUUUGCUUCACGCUCUUACACUUGCUCUUCAUCACGGCCUUCUUGGCGAAUCUCGGUGUCGAGCACGAAUGGAAAUGGAUGACCUGCUUUGCUGUGGUCCUUCUUCGCAAGCUCGUCUUCGUUCCCUUCUUGGCUUCGCUCCUGAGUUUGGGACCCAGCUUGGUCGGCGCGGAGGGGACGAACGCCGCGGCACCUGAGAGGUUCGGUUUGGACCUUCCCACAGAGCACGAGAACAUGGAGACGACGGAUGAGGCUGAGGACACGCGGACGGCUUGGAAUGAAAAAGUGCAGGAGCUUGCCGGUCGUGGAAUCACGGUCCGCCAGCUGUUGGACUUCUACUCGCUGCUUGGGUCACAGGUGAUGCACCACUUUGACCCGGAAGCGUCCACCACCCAUGAUGUCGUGCGGCAGGCCAUCAUCCCCUUGUCCAUGCAGCUCCGCGAAAGCCGAUCUUUCACGAUCGCCCUGUGUGGCGGGACGGUUCUGUGGCCGCGGCUGUCCUACGAGAUUGCGGUCGUCAGCGAGUCCGCCGUGUUCAAGCCGUGGAAGGGGACAGCCACGGGCACUUUUGAUACAGCGCCAGGAGUCAAGCCGAAGGAUGUUCUCGUCGUGGAGGACCUUUUCGAGAACGAGUGCCUGCACCUGCGAAUUUGGGACUCAGCAGCCACUCCCAUCUGUGCCCUCGAGACCACUUUGAGUGCGACCUCGUUUUGGGACGGCUUCAACGGCGACGUUGAGCUGGAGACGAGCAGUUUCCUCGAUGAGGACGGCCUCUGCUGCGUCAGCUUUGAUACAGGUGCUGCCGCCCUGUCCCUGUCAAUCACUCCCAAGGCUUCCGACAGACCUUCCAGGGCCCGACCAGAACGGGCCCAGGACGCGCCAGCCUCCGCCGAGGUGGGCUACGCCUACGCUACGUGUGUGAACAACGUGCCGCGCAUGGCGGUGAAAAUGGUGACGCACAGCUGGCGCAACAACUUCGCAUACCUCUUUGCUGCCGUCCUGUCCGAUGCCCUGGAGGUUGACACCUACGACCACAUCGCCCAGCUGCUCAAAGCCGACCGAUUGAAAGACAUCUUCGAGAAGCUGCGAGCAUCCGGGAAGCUCGAGGUGCCGUAUUGGAUCUGCGCCUUCUGCGUGAACCAGCAUGCUGGCAUUUGCGCCACACCACCGGCUGCGGAUUCUGCCGGCGUGCCCAUCGCGCCUUGUCGCUGCGCCACGGCGAAGCACUUCCAGGGUGACCUCAGCGAAAUGAACAAGUUCGAUGACAUGAUGGCCUACUUGAAGGUGAACCUCAAAAGGCAAUCGCGGCAAGACCAAAGCAAGGUUCGCUUGGAACAGGUGGUUGCGAUGGAGGUCGAUUUCGGACUGCUGACAAGAGUUUGGUGCGUGGCUGAACUCGUCGAAGCAAACUCGCUGCACCUGCCACAGGCAAUCAAGAUGCACUCCGCGGCCUCCAGGGACAGCUGCCUCGACCGUCUGCUGCAGCUGGAUGUGCGAGCGGCAGAGGCGUCAUUUCCUGCGGAUAAGGAGCUGGUCCUCAGCAAGAUCACGGACGUUGAGGACUUCAACAUGCGCCUGCCCCGCCGUUGCAAUGUGAUCAAAACAGAAGCGAACACAGCUAAGCCUUAA